Messenger RNA from Brienomyrus brachyistius, 1116 nucleotides. Its product is annotated as nascent polypeptide-associated complex subunit alpha-like. The transcript is spliced from 8 exons. NCBI's taxonomy places the organism in Eukaryota, Metazoa, Chordata, Actinopteri, Osteoglossiformes, Mormyridae. Bases 138 to 785 code for a protein of 215 amino acids. Gene Ontology annotation, cellular component: cytoplasm; nascent polypeptide-associated complex. Gene Ontology annotation, biological process: protein targeting to membrane. The record is from RefSeq and is a predicted model, not a curated record.
CCGGGCAUCGCUCCCAUAGGAUCGCUCCUGCCAUGCGCAAUGUGGAAUACGCCGGUGAACCGGAAACACUAUGCAACACUCGGGGUCAAAUCCUCUUUUCAAGCCGCCUGGGAUCUUGAACUCUCGCGGAAACAGGUAUGCCCAGCCAGGCCACAGAUACGGUACCGUCCACGGAGCGGGAGAUGCAACAGACUCAAGUGGAAACCGGCUCUGGCACGGAAUCAGACAGCGAUGAUUCCAUACCGGAACUGGAGGAGCCGGACUCGACACAAACACGGACGCAGCAAGCGCAGCUUGCAGCAGCUGCAGAGAUUGACGAGGAACCCGUUAGCAAAGCCAAGCAAAGCCGAAGUGAAAAGAAGGCGCGCAAGGCGAUGUCCAAGCUGGGUCUGCGACAGGUGACAGGGAUAACCAGGGUGACCAUCCGGAAAUCAAAGAACAUCCUCUUUGUCAUCACUAAGCCAGAUGUUUACAAGAGUCCUGCAUCAGACACCUAUAUUGUUUUUGGGGAAGCCAAGAUCGAGGACCUUUCACAGCAGGCCCAGCUGGCAGCAGCGGAGAAGUUCAAGGUCCAAGGCGAAGCGGCCUCAAGUACCCAGGAGAAAACGCAGACACCCACCGUGCAGGAGGAGAGCGAAGAGGAGGAGGUUGAUGAGACUGGGGUGGAGGUGAAGGACAUUGAGCUGGUGAUGUCUCAAGCGAAUGUGUCUCGGGCAAAGGCUGUACGCGCCCUUAAAAACAACAACAACGACAUUGUCAAUGCCAUCAUGGAGCUGACUAUGUAGACGCAUCGACUUGAGUCAUGGUGUUUCAAGAACUUGAUGAAUCUACACCACGUUUUUGUAUUAUUUAUAACCUCGUGACUUCUGACCUCCCCAUAUCUGGGUUUCUCUUAGGGCAAUUGCUCUGAUCUGUUUUUCACAAAAAAAAACUGCUCACAUUAGUGUCCUUGGCUUAAAGAGAAAAUGCACUCUGCAGUCACAUCUGAAAUCAACACACCCAAGAAGGAUGUUCACACCCUUAUUUUCUUUAGCCUUUUUUCCUAUUAAUUGUGCUGUGUUUUAUAAUAGUCAUGUCCAUUGUGGAUUGACAGAAUAAACACUGAAUGUAACAGUU